This is a messenger RNA of Chaetomium globosum CBS 148.51, 1683 nucleotides long. RefSeq lists its product as uncharacterized. The transcript has 2 exons. Gene Ontology annotation, molecular function: long-chain fatty acid-CoA ligase activity. Gene Ontology annotation, cellular component: endoplasmic reticulum; membrane. The coding region runs from base 1 to 1683 and encodes 560 amino acids. NCBI's taxonomy places the organism in Eukaryota, Fungi, Ascomycota, Sordariomycetes, Sordariales, Chaetomiaceae. The record is from RefSeq and is a predicted model, not a curated record.
AUGGACACGCUGUUGCUCCGGCUCGACGAGAGCGUCACCGGGCUCUUCGGGCAGUGGAAUCUCUGGACUAGCGCCAUUUUCACCGUCCUCGCCGGCUUCCUCACCUACCAGCUUACUACGCGGCAAGACCCGGACACUCACCCUUUCCUCCUCGCCCGUCAAGCCCAGGGCUCCCCCGUGCGCCAACCUGGCGAGUCUCCCGUCUACCGAUCCCAGGGUGCCCCCCAUGGCAUGCCUCUUAACGCCAGCCUGAAUGUGAAGGACCCGGGUGCCUCCAAGUGGUCGAGAGGUCGGGAUGGAGAUCUGCGGGACAUUUGGCGCCAGGCCGUCGCCGGCGUGCAGGAGGAUGGGCCGACCAAGGGAGCGACUGGUCGCAUCUUGACCGUGCUGGGGACCGAUAAGACCAUCGAACACAAGCUCGCCGAUAUCACCCGCCAGAUCAACCUGAUCGGCCAGCACAUAAUCGACCAGGGCGGCAACCGUGUGGCCAUCUAUCUACCGAACUCGGUCGAGCUGAUUGCGACCCUGUUCGCGUGCGCCUUCUACGACCUAACCGCCGUGAUCCUGCCGUUCGACGAGCCUACCGAUGCCAUCAUUUCCAUGCUGCGCCGCUCCGCCGCCGACACCGUGGUGACCGCACCCGGCUCCUUCCCUUUUGACAUGGUUGUUGGCAGCUACCCGUCCCUGCGCCAGCUGAUCUGGGUCGUCGAUGAGGGCAGCAAACACAUGGACUGGAACGAGGUUCCCCAGGGCACCGGAAGCAGCGUCAACGUCUCUACCUGGCAGGAUAUCGUCAACGACAGCCCCGUGGAUGCUGGGAAGCAGCUGCCGCAGCUGGAGGGUCAGAAAGCGGCCCGCGACGUCACUGUGUUCUGGAAAUCCAAGCGCGGCCAACAGGAGGAAAUGGUGCGCUUCACGUCUGCCAACCUCAUCUCCGGCGUUGCCGCCCAGCUCUUCGCCGUCGCGACCUCCCAGCGGAUCGGCCCCUCCGACCUCUUCCUGCCGGCCGACUCCCUCGCCAACACCCACACCCUCGUCCUCACCUUGGCCGCGCUCUACUCCAACGCCUCCGUCGCCUUCAACUCGGUCGCCGCGCAAGCCGACGACCUCGCCAUCGCCACGCGCGGCGUGUCCCCGACCAUCCUCGUCGCCACCCCGGCCGCCUUGCUCAAGACCCACAAGGAAUCCAUCACCCGCAUCAACAGCUCCCUCCUCACCCGCACCCUCCACGGCAUGCGGGUCCGCAAGCUCACCCAGAACGGCGUCAUGCCCAGCGCCGGCACAGACAACAACAACAACAACAGCAAGCUGCGCCUAAUCCUGACCGCGGACCGCGCCGGCGCCGGCACCUCGCGGCUGUCGUCCGCCGUGCUGGCCGACCUGCGCGUGCUGACGGGCGCGCGCAUCAUGUACGCGCUGACGGCCGCCAAGGUCGCUGGCGCCGUGGCCCAGACCGGGUUUUUCGACUACCGGGUGUUUGAGAACGAACAGGGCGGCGGCUGCCACUUUGGCCCGCCGCUGACGAGCACCGAGGUCGUGCUGAGGGAUAUGGGCGCCUGGAAGUCCGGGGAUGAGGGGAGUAAGGGGGAGAUUGUUGUCCGUGGUCCUUGCGUUGCUGGGAAUGAGGCUGCCCUUGGAGUGGCGGGUAUGAUUAGGGAUGAUAAUACCCUUGCGUAUGCUUAA